Messenger RNA from Alnus glutinosa, 699 nucleotides. Its product is annotated as protein PARALOG OF AIPP2-like. Lineage: Eukaryota; Viridiplantae; Streptophyta; Magnoliopsida; Fagales; Betulaceae. The transcript has 2 exons. The record is from RefSeq and is a predicted model, not a curated record. Bases 128 to 493 code for a protein of 121 amino acids.
UCCUCUUUAUAAGUCUCUCUCUCUCUCUCUCUUUCUCUGUGCCUCUCUUUCUCUUUUGUAGUUAUCUCUCUGUUGUUGGGUUUCUCUUUCACAUUCUCUCUGUCUCAGCAAUUCAAGCUUCGAGCAGAUGGUGGAUCUCCAGACUGUCUGCUGCAUGUGUGGCGACGUGGGCUUCCCCGACAAGCUCUUCCGCUGCAACAAAUGUCGGAACCGCUUCCAACACUCGUAUUGUAGUAACUACUACAGCGAACAAGCGGAGCCGAUUGAACUGUGCGAUUGGUGCCAAAGCGAUGAGAGGAACACAAGGCAAGGCAGCUCUUCAAAGAAAUCCGCGGCUGUAAACGACGUCGGAGUCACGAACCGGUCGGAGUACUCCGGCGACAAAAUCAAGCAGCAUGAUCGCGAAGAGAGCGCCGAGAAGGGAAAGAGUCCGACGCCUUCCCCGCGGACGGCGACCCGCAGGUACAAGCUUCUCAAGGAUGUAAUGUGUUGAUCAUGAUCAUCAAUUCAAAAAAAAAAAAAAACAGUAAAAGCAAAGACUUUUGGGUCAAAAAUCCUUGUGUUCAUAGUAGCAAAUGUUAAUUAUAUAAGUCGUCGUUUCUGAGUGUUGUUUUUGAGAUUAUGAAGGAGUUUUGUUUGUGCUAUGGGUUUCAGUAAUUAAGUUGUUAAUAAAAUAAUAUAUGUAAUUAACUUUCUUAA